UGUAAUUUCCAGAAGAAAUCACACUUUGCCAGCACUUUGCAGAAUUCCCAAACACAGAUCAGCAAUCAAAUCAACUCAUAGCCUUUUCAUGUCUGACUACUGGUAUUGGAGGUUGGUCCCGUGCAAAGAAACUGGAAGCUGCAACUGUUUCGCGACGGGCAAUCAGUCUAAUGAGGAGAAAGAAGAAGAUACGAACCAUCAGGUUGUGGUGUCAGACAUCAUGCAGCUUGUGCGAGACAAGCAGGAGGUGCCAGAAAGCACAGCAGAUGAAAUCAUGCAUCAGGAUAUCAUUCCCCUCUAUGCCGCAGAUAUUCAGGACCAGUUAAAGAAACAAUUUGCUUACCUGUCAGGUGGAAGAGGGGGAGAUGGAUGCCCCGUUAUCACCUUUCCAGACUACCCAGCUUUCAACGAGAUCCCAGAGAAGGAGUUCCAGAAUGUCCUGACCUACCUCACCAGCAUCCCAAGUUUGAGAGAUGCUGGGAUUGGAUUUAUCCUUGUCAUAGACCGCAGACAGGACAAAUGGACCUCUGUGAAAGCUUCCAUACUGCGGAUAACAGCAUCUUUCCCAGGAAACUUGCAACUAGUCCUCGUUCUGCGCCCAACAGGAUUUUUUCAUCGAGCUCUCUCAGACAUUGCUUUCAAGUUCCACAAAGAUGAAUUUAAAAUGAAAGUACCUAUCAUAAUGCUGGGCUCAGUAUCAGAACUGCAGGGUUACAUUGAUAAAACACAAUUAACAGAAGAUCUUGGUGGCACCCUGGAUUACUGCCAUAACAGAUGGCUAUCCCGUCGCACUGCUAUAGAAGGUUUCGCCCAAAAGGUUAAGCAAACAGCUCAGAUUCUUCAGUCCUUUGGGACUGAGCUGGCUGAAACAGAACUACCAAACGAUGUGCAAUCAACCAGCUCCCUUCUUGCAACACACACAGAAAAGAAGGACAAAAUGAAGGAGGAUAUAAGGUUAGCAGUAGAACAGGGAGAUGAUGUCCUUGGAAGUAUUACAAAACCAGUUACUGAGAACCCUGAAUACAAACUGAAUCAAGACCAGCUAGACAAUCAAACAACAGUAGAAAGGCUUUUGGCUCAGUUACAUGAAACGGAGACUGCCUUUGAUGAGUUUUGGAUUAAGCACCAGCAAAAACUUGAGCAGUGUCUGUGCCUUCGGAAUUUUGAACAGAAUUUUAGAGAGGUUAAAGCAGCUUUGGAUAUUGUGUCCGAGAGACUAUCUGCUUUCACAGAUGUGGGAAACAGCUGUUCACAUGCAGAGCACAUUUUGAAAGAUCUUGUCAACUUUGAAGAAAAAUCAUGUGAAAUCAUAGCAAAAGCCAGAAUGCUAGCUUCAGAGGGCGACACUUUUAUUCAAAGCAAUCAUUAUGCUGUGGACUCCAUUAUUCCAAAAUGCAGUGAACUUCAUCAUCUCUGUGAUGCCUUCACUACUGAGAUGGAACGAAGGAGGAAUCUUCUAAACAAAUCUCUAGAACUGCAUAGCUUAUUAGAAAAGUCUAUGAAGUGGUGCGAUGAAGGAAUUUAUCUGCUGGCUUCACAGCCUGUAGAUAAGUGUCAGUCUCAGGAUGGUGCAGAAUCAGCGUUACAAGAGAUUGAGAAAUUCCUGGACACUGGUGCAGGCAAUAAAAUCAAGGAGUUGAAUAAAAUUUACAGAGAGUAUGCACAAAUCCUCAAUGAGGACCUAAAGGAGCAUGUGCAAAAGGUUUUCCAGAAGCAAGAAAGCAUGGAAGAAAUGUUUCAAAAGAGACAAGUAAGCCUUAAGAAACUGGCAGCUAAGCAGACACGUCCUGUUCAGCCAGUUGCACCAAGACCCGAAGCCUUUGUAAAAUCUCCUUGUACCUCUCCAGGUCUUCAAAGAGAUUAUGUAUCCAACUCAGAAAGCAGUGUGCUUCGGAAGGUAAACUACAGAAGAGGAAAGAGUGAAAUGACUGAACUCCAUCAAAGCAGAGGAGGAUCUACGAUGGAUGAUGAAGAAAACCUAGCUGUGCUACGGCAGCAUGUAAUUAAUGAACUUAUUGAAACUGAAAGAGCAUAUGUGGAAGAACUUCUCUGUGUUCUUGAGGGGUAUGCUGCAGAGAUGGACAACCCCUUAAUGGCUCACCUCAUUUCACCAGAACUCCAAAACAAGAAGGAUAUUUUGUUUGGGAAUAUGGAAGAAAUUUAUCACUUUCACAACAGAAUAUUCUUGAGAGAACUAGAAAAUUAUGUAGAAUACCCAGAACUGGUAGGACGUUGCUUUCUGGAUCAGAUGGAAGACUUCCAGAUUUAUGAAAAAUACUGUCAAAAUAAACCUCGAUCUGAAAGUUUGUGGAGGCAGUUUUCAGAUUCUGUAUUCUUCCAGGAAUGUCAAAGGAAACUUGAUCACAAGCUCAGUUUGGACUCAUACUUGCUGAAACCCGUUCAAAGAAUAACCAAAUACCAGUUACUGCUAAAGGAAAUGCUGAAAUACAGUAAGAAUUGUGAAGGUGCUGAAGAUCUCCAGGAGGCAUUAACUUCUAUACUGGGUAUUCUCAAAGCAGUUAAUGAUUCUAUGCACCAGAUAGCCAUUACAGGCUAUGAUGGAAACCUGAAUGAGCUGGGCAAGCUUUUAAUGCAGGGAUCCUUCAAUGUCUGGACUGAUCAUAAAAAGGGUCACUCAAAGGUGAAAGAUUUGGCACGCUUCAAGCCAAUGCAGCGACACCUGUUCCUCCAUGAGAAAGCAGUGCUCUUCUGUAAAAAGCGAGAAGAAAAUGGAGAGGGAUAUGAGAAGGCACCUUCUUAUAGCUACAAACACUCCUUAAAUAUGGCAGCAGUUGGAAUAACAGAAAAUGUCAAAGGCGAUGCAAAAAAAUUUGAAAUCUGGUAUAAUGCAAGGGAAGAAGUUUACAUCAUACAGGCACCAACUCCUGAAGUUAAAGCUACUUGGGUAAAUGAAAUAAGAAAAGUGCUGACGAGUCAACUGCAGGCAUGCAGAGAAGCUAGUCAGCACAGGACACUUGAACACACACAGAGUUUACCUCUACCAGCAUCAUCUUGUACAAGUCCUUCAAGGAACAACAUCAGAAACGCAAAAAAAAUGGAUGAGAGAAAAGCUGACCUCACAAGUCUAGAAGGUUAUGUCACCACAGUAGCACCAAAGUACCCCGAGAAAGGCAAAGAAACUCCAUCUCCUACUGCUAAAAGCCAGACAUUGCCAAUGAUCCUUCUUACAGGACCAGCUUCUCCUACCAGUCCUGACAAAAAACCUAAACGGCAUGAAGUAGUGAGUGAUCCAACUCCUUUUGGUUUAAGAGGUUGGGCUAAAACGUCUCAUUCUCUUGAUGCAUCUGAAGAAAAUGAUGGUUGGUCUAGUGCUGAAGAUCCACUGAAUUCAUCAGAUGCAGAGGAAGAAGGAGGAGGAGGAGGGGGAAACGAAAUGAAGCUGACUCCUGGUAAAUACACAGUUGUGACUGAUUAUGAAAGAGGAGUUUCUGAAGAAUUUACAGUGAAAAGUGGAGAUCUAGUUCAACUGAUUCGUGAAGGGGAGGAUGGACUUUGGUAUGUAAAGAACCUGAGCACUGGUAGAGAAGGUUGGAUCCCAGCAAGCAAUCUGCUGAUGCUCAUAGGCAAUUCAAAAUCAGCUCAAUCUUUAAGCAGCUCUGAAUCAGGCACUGCCUCCAGCACUUUGAGCACAUCAUCAAGUUGCAGUGAUAGCUGCAAUGCCAGCAGCACCAGCUUCUCGGACAUUAAGGGUUAAGAUCAAAUUUUCACCCCACCUCCAUGGAAGGUAAACUGGAGUUUGCCAUCUUGUGUGGAGUUCUGGACGUUGGACUCAAAUGAAGGACCACCUGUUCUGUGUUGCUGGCUUUGAGUAUUUUGUCUGGUGAUUUUCAGAGAUUCUCACAAAAGAUCACAAUGAAAAGUGCAUGGAAUGUGAAGCUGUAAAUAAAAACUAAGUGAUUUGAAAUAGGGUAUUGUAGAGGCUUCUGCUCUGAAUUUUGGAGCCGCAGAGGUGCUAGCAUAAAACACAUUUUUCCCAUUGAUAUACAAUCAGGUUUCUGCAGAACUGUACUUUUCAUAACAUAGAGAAUCUGAAAGUGAGCAAACAAAAUGUGUUCAGUGAUAAAUCCUUAUCGUAAACUAAUAACAUAGUAGUCACUGUACAGGAUAGGUAUGCCAAAAAUAAAUCAGAUUUUAAAAUUUCUCUUCCCCCAAAAUACCCUUUCUCCAUGGAUGUACCUCAUUCAGUGCAGUGAAGGGGACUUUUACAGGAAUGAGGAAGUAAGUUUGGUCCAGCCAUUUCUCUUCUCUUGGGUCUUUAGGAUACUCUUCUGUGCCCUAGAGAUUGGGAUGCGGAGAUGACUAAUUCACUGACCACAUCAUCAUCAAAAGAAAAUACUAUUUUAUCCUUUCCAACCUUUUGAUAACACAUGCAAUGAAAUAGCUUUUCUCUGAGACAUUUUGGCCUCACAACCAAACUCUUUACCAAUUUCACUGUGCUUAUGUAGCCUUGGCAAUUUAGUACUAUCUUACUCCUUAUGCGGGUGUACAAUGACACACAAACAUUCUUAUUCACUAGAUGAUUUCUUAUUAAACUAUAAUUGCACAGUUACCUUCAGUUCUAAUCAGCACGCAGUUAUAGGCAAAGGAAACUAUUGUGGCUUCCCUACAGAUCUAGAGCCUUUCUCCAGAAAAGCCUAAGAGGUCAAGAAGCCACACAUUUUUAAUCAAUGGAGUAUGUUGUAAAUUUAUUCAAAGAGACAAAAAUGACAUAAUUUUUUGGUAAGGGGGAGCACAGGGAGGAAAAAAAAUCUUUAUUAGAGUCAGAUUUGUCCUGUGGUCAAAUAUUUUAUUUUUUUUUUAAAGGAAGGAUAAUGCUAAACUUGAUAUUUUUCAAGGCAUGAUGUAAGCCACUGUUAAAAAUUUUUACCUUGUGAGAUGUUCUUUGCACUUCGUCCUUAUAAACAGUACAAAAUUGUAUGCAUGUAUGGAAUAAUGUAUUGAUUCCUUUACAUAUUUAUAAUGUUUUUACUUGUAUGAAAAUAGGCUUUUACCCAAUUUGUAUGUAAUAUUAGUUAAAAAUACCAUGGACAUUAAGAGCAUAAUUUUUCAGAAGCACUAAGCAAAGCAAAUUAUGUCAAUGGGAAUUGCUGUUAAUUAUCCAACCCUCUGAUGGCUGAGCCCUGAAGUCUAUCUUUAUGCCAGAAAUUUAGACUUCAGAGGCUGUAGCUUGGGAAACUUAAAGGAGAAAUACUCGAAAGAAUGAUCUUGGUCCUCAGUUCCAAAAGCAACCUUUCCCCAGACAAAAUCAAAAAGGUAGCUGACUGUGGUCAGUACAAAUUGAAAUGUGUAUAUAUAUAUACACACCCACGCAUUUAUGCAGAUAUAUAUGUGCAUAUGUGUGUGUGUAUAUAUAUGUGUGUGUAGAUAUGUAUAUGUGUAGAUAUAAUGUAUCAAUGUAAAGGAUGUAUUUAUAGUCUUCAUGCUGCUGAAUGUGUCACUUUACAAUUCGUAAAUACUUAGGUUUCUUGCAAUACUGCAAUAUAAAGGUGGGUCAGGGUUUUACUUCAGGCAUCUUUUCCAACACAGAAAUCCUCUGAUCUUUUUUUUAAUUAUCCCACAUAAUGCUGUGCAGACCAGGAAUAUUUAGUCUGGUAUUUAACAAUGAAAUGGCGGCAUGAGAUUCAGCUUAUCUUCAUCUGUAUAAGUUAUUUUGUACAUUCUGUAACAUAAUUUACUUAUAUAUUGCUGUCAUCGCUAGAAUAAGACUGUCCUUUCAUUUCCCACUGCAGCCUCAUUUGUGUUAUUUCAAUGGUUUCCUCCACAUCAUUGCACUUUAAUACAACCCAUUUCACCGUUUCCUUUUUUUUUUUUUUUUUUUACUGCUGUUGUGAUUUAGAGGUUAAAAGUCAGAGGUCUCUAUUGUAAUUAUGAAAAUUUGAAUAAAUUUCAGCACUUCUUGCUGAAU
Messenger RNA from Cygnus atratus (black swan), 5926 nucleotides. It is a transcript of the gene MCF2L, whose product is annotated as MCF.2 cell line derived transforming sequence like. Gene Ontology annotation, biological process: positive regulation of Rho protein signal transduction; intracellular signal transduction. Lineage: Eukaryota; Metazoa; Chordata; Aves; Anseriformes; Anatidae. Gene Ontology annotation, molecular function: guanyl-nucleotide exchange factor activity; protein binding. Gene Ontology annotation, cellular component: cytoplasm; extrinsic component of membrane. The coding region runs from base 89 to 3715 and encodes 1208 amino acids. The transcript is spliced from 33 exons. The record is from RefSeq and is a predicted model, not a curated record.